AUGCACGCGACGAGUGCUUUUGAGACCUUUGUCCUCGCACCGCUCGUGGUGCUGGGCGUGGUGUACAAUGUAGUCCAGCUGGUUCCGUCUGUAUAUCUCCCGCCAUCGCUGGGGCUGGGGUACGCAAGCGACCUCUUUUUGCUCUGGCAGCAGCGCACGACCGUCUCGAUGCAAGCGCUCCGCGAGGCGUUCCUGCCCCAUGGCGCGCUGGGGCGCAUGCCACUCGUCCAGCAAUGGCGCGAGCGCUUUGGCGAAGAGGGGAUCGAGCGCCUGCUUUGGCGCCUGUCGAGCGUCGACGGAAGGAAACUGUAUUUGGUUCUCGGCGCAUCACCGGUCCUUGCGUGCUCGUUCUGCUCGUCCAGGGGCGACUAUGAGCUGUACGCUAUUCUCACACUGCUUGGGCCCUACCUCGCUACAGCCGUGCUCCUUGCACUGCUGACCAUACCCCCCAAGGGCACCUUGCCGCGUGCUUUUCAGUGGCUCGUCGGCGGUGAAAACGCCCCGCCGACCUCGGUCACGGCGCACUACUCGCGCGAGGCCUCGCGCACGUCGGCCAUGUCUGUGCUUGUCGCGGCAUUUGCCGCAGAAGUGUUUCUCAUCCUGCGCGCAGACAUGCUCGGCGCAGUGCACGGACGCUGGGAACAUUGGCACGCCAAUGCACACCUCGCGCGGCAUACCCUCUUUCUCGUGCUGAUCCUGUUGGUCUACCCAGCAGUAGUCGUCAUUCGUGCGCUUCGGGGCCUUUCGGUGACUGCGGCACACUUUGACGCCGUCCUCGAGCAGGCAGCACACCAGACUGCCAAGACCUCUGGAAAGGAGGCAACUUGUUAUGCCGGUGGCCAUAUUAUCAGUUUUGGCAGCUUCGGUAAUGGCUACAACGGUGUCGGAGGCAUUUCCUUUGUCGACCAGUUCUUUCUUGGAUACUACAGUGGCUUUGAGGGCCUCGUUUACCACGCCCUGUUCCUGUUCUCGCUGGCUAACCGCAAGUUCAAUUUCAUCUUUGACCGUGGCAUGUCCAGUCUGGGCACAGUUAUUACGGUGGUGUUCCUCGGCUUGGUCAUGAUUAUGGUCGUGGUCACGAUGAGCUCGCUAAUGUUCUUCAAGUCGAUUUUCCUUAUUAUCUGCUUCGUCGUGCCUCGCAUAUACGGAGCCAUCUUUUUCACGGUCUUUUGUAUCCUUCCAGACCUGGUCUUUAGCGUCAUGAUGGCGAUUCCCUCUGUUGUGAACGCAUUUGACAUGACACAGUACGAGACACCAGAAGAAGUGCAGCACCGUGAACCUCUUCAAAUGGAGGAGCAAAAGUAA
This is a messenger RNA of Malassezia japonica, 1305 nucleotides long. RefSeq lists its product as uncharacterized. Bases 1 to 1305 code for a protein of 434 amino acids. The transcript is spliced from 9 exons. The record is from RefSeq and is a predicted model, not a curated record. NCBI's taxonomy places the organism in Eukaryota, Fungi, Basidiomycota, Malasseziomycetes, Malasseziales, Malasseziaceae.